AUGGAUCAGGUAUCACAUGCUUUGAAUAAUUAUAUGCAGAGGUUACAUGACCUUCUGGGAACCGAAUACUUGGGUGCUGUACAUGUUCCCUCGUUCUUGCUAGGGUGCUUUAUAACAAUAAGCCUCGCGUUAAUGGAACCUCUACUGAGAGCAUUAGUCGGAGGACUUAUUGUUACUGCCGUUCAGCUUAUCAAGUACUCGGUUAUGGUGUGCGGGAUAGUGCUAUGUGGGGUGAUUGUCUUAUCAAAAGAUAAAAAGCGAUCUGCUAUGGAAGGAUCAACAGCUGUUAAGUUGGAAGAUACACAAAUCCCCACUCCGCGAGAUCAAUUCAUAGAGGACGCAUCAAACGAUUUCGACAUCGUGGGUUACAAUAGCAUGACAUCCAGUAAGCAUAGAAAACAUACAGAACCCAUUACCCCCGCCCGUACAGAAGAAAAUGCAUACGAGAACUUCAUACAGAUGGCAGGUUGUAACUAA
Lachancea fermentati is the source of this 477-nucleotide messenger RNA. Lineage: Eukaryota; Fungi; Ascomycota; Saccharomycetes; Saccharomycetales; Saccharomycetaceae. The record is from the annotation of a GenBank genome assembly.